Molecule: messenger RNA, 801 nt
Organism: Alternaria atra
Lineage: Eukaryota; Fungi; Ascomycota; Dothideomycetes; Pleosporales; Pleosporaceae
Exons: 1
Coding region: 1-801 (266 amino acids)
Biological process (GO): coenzyme A biosynthetic process
Molecular function (GO): dephospho-CoA kinase activity; ATP binding
Source: RefSeq, a predicted model, not a curated record
AUGCUCCUUCUCGGCCUCACAGGCUCUAUCGCGACGGGCAAAUCGACCGUCUCGUCCAUCCUCUCCAAGCCGCCCUACUCUCUCCCCAUCGUAGACGCCGACCUCAUCGCGCGGCAGGUCGUCGAGCCCGGCACCCCAGGCUACAAUGCUAUCGUCGAGCACUUCCUGCCUACUACACCCGACCUGCUCCUUCCCGAUGCGACGCCCAAAGGACGUCCGCUGAACCGACCAGCACUUGGACGGAGAGUCUUUGGCGGCGGAGAAGAGAAGGAGCGCGACAGAAAGAAACUAAACAGCAUUGUCCAUCCUGCAGUACGGAAGGAGAUGUACAGACAGAUGGUAUGGGCAUACCUACGCGGCAACUGGGCAGUCGUGCUAGACGUGCCUCUCCUCUUUGAAAGCGGCUGGGAACGCUACUGUGGUACUAUCCUCGUCGUUGGCGUGUCGGAUCCCGCGAUACAAAUAAAGCGCCUACGAGAUCGCGACUCUCAUCUUACCGAAGAAGAUGCGCGCAAUCGCGUUAUGAGCCAAGGCGACGUGCGCGAGAAAGCUGAGCGAUGUCUGCGGAGAGGUCCAGGGAAUGGCGUCGUGGUCUGGAAUGAUCACGACAGGAGCUAUCUAGAGAAGGAGAUACAGAGAGUCAUGCAGGACAUUAGAAGUAAUAGCCCGCGAUGGUGGAGUUUUCUGCUUUGGGUCUUCCCACCGUUUGGGCUCAUGGCUGGUACGUGGAGUUGGUACAAGAUGCGGAACGUGCAGUUACAGUGGGAACAAGAAAAGAAGCGGGAGAAGGCGAAGCUGUAG